UCAGCUUCCUACCGUUUUCUGUUCCAUCCAGUAGCACUCGAUGAGUCCCCAUGUGAUCAUCCUUCUCUUAUUCUUAAUCUCAAGUUGUCCGCCUGUAUAAUUUCAUCCACUUGUUGUGCUUUCUACUCUUCUAUAUUGCUGGCAAUCCUUACGCAGUCGACCCGAGGACACUCUCACCCAUUCCGGUACAAUAAGUUAUUCUUGUCCAGGUGUGACGACCGAGUGUGUAUUAGUUGACAUUUAGUGUGCACCACGUAGGGAGAAAGUCCAGAGAGAUUAUGAGCUCCAAGUUAAUCUCAAGUGAACCCAAGCUGAAACUGGACUGCUGUGUGACUGAUGUAGAAACGGUUUGAUUUGCUAGUGCUUGUUCUCAAAAUGGAGACAUUUGUUCUGAUCCCUGAGCAGCUUUCCCUGCAACUGGAGAGUGAAAGUUUGACGGUGGUGGCCCACUGUCCCAUCGUGCGCGGCUUCCGCUUCUCCCCUUUCCAGGGCACCCUCCGCACGGAUGAGAAGCUGAGCCUGGUGGUGGAGCGGGGGCAAGGGGAGAGGUUUUGCUACUGGAAUGGUUUCCGAGCCGCCAGUUGGGUCCGCUUUCUCCGCACCGCGUCGGAAAUGAGUGCGGCCGUGAACCUCGUGGAGGUGAUCACCCCCAGCGGUCAGAUCAUGUACGAGGUGAGGAGACCUGUGGACUCGUGGGAGGAACUCGUCCUUUACUCCCCCGACUCACCUCUGAACCUUGCCAAAGCCAUCAAAGAAGCCAUAUUUGAGCAGACCAUUAAAGGCGUAAUUCUCGAAGUGCCCCUUGAUCUCUCCACCUCUGUGUUUCAAAAGCUGCCAAACAGUUCUGACGACGGGGAAUCUGACGAAUGCUCAAUCUCACCUCCUGUAAUCUCAACUAUUGCCAAAACAAAACGAUCCCGAUCCAUGCUUCCAUGCAGCGUUUGUGCCAAAGCCUUUGACCGUCCAUCCCUUCUUAAGCGCCACAUGCGGACUCACACGGGCGAGAAGCCACACGAAUGCCUCGUCUGUGGGAAAGGAUUUUCUACGAGUUCAUCCCUAAACACACACAGAAGGAUUCAUUCCGGAGAAAAGCCUCAUGAGUGUCCCAUAUGCCAGAAACGGUUUACAGCGUCCAGCAAUCUAUAUUAUCACAGAAUGACUCAUGUGAAGGAAAAACCUCACAAAUGCAAGACGUGUAAUAAAAGUUUUCCUACCCCUGGGGACUUGAAGAGCCACGGGUACGUCCACUCUGGAACAUGGCCAUAUCGAUGCACCGUUUGCCGACGUGGCUUCUCAAAACAGACGAACCUUAAGAAUCAUUUAUUCUUGCACACAGGAAACAAACCGCACGCUUGUCAUUUCGAGCAAUGCAAUAAGCGAUUUGCCCUGGCAUGCAACCUCCGAGCACAUUUGAAAACGCACCAGGACGACGACCCGGACAACACGUCCCUUCUCAUGGAGUCGCAGACUGAAGAAGACGAAUCCGAACAAGCUCUCGUAGAACUCAUAAACUGACACGGGCUGACUUUUAAUGAUUAUUGUCGCCUCUCGAACUGCUACUAUUAUUAUUUUUAUUAUUAAUUCCAAAUUAUAGUUAUGCACCCCUCACACAAUGCACAACCAUGCACGCUCAAGUAAAUAUAUAAUGUAUGUGCUCAACAGUUUGUUAUUAUCUCGAUGUCGCAGGAAUGUAUUUAUGACAUUUGUUGUUUUAUGUCUGCCAAUGUUAUUUAAAUUUAACCUUUAUGAACUGCUAUUUGAUAUUACAUAUUAUUUAGUACGCAAUUUUGCAAAAUACUCAAAUUAUUAUCAUAACUGCAUAAAAAUGUUGGUUCCUCAUUUAUAGUAGGAACAGAAAGGCCUGUGUUCAUAUUCUCAGUUUGAUAAAUACGGUGGUGGAUGGAGGAGAAAGUGAAAGUCCAAAUGAUUUUGCCAAAUAUUCUGUACACGAGCUUAAGGGGUCUUGUAUUGUAGCUUUCAACUGGCUAAAUUGUAACGCUAACAAUAAUAUACAUAAAGUAUCAACUGUAAACCGUACACGUAUGCUUAAAAUUUGAUAAGUGAGAAACCGAAAAUGACUUUUUUGUCACACCUUUUUGUAAAAUACAAAUAAAAAAUAAUUAAUUGCAAA
Molecule: messenger RNA, 2131 nt
Organism: Folsomia candida
Lineage: Eukaryota; Metazoa; Arthropoda; Collembola; Entomobryomorpha; Isotomidae
Product: zinc finger protein 771
Exons: 11
Coding region: 376-1515 (379 amino acids)
Cellular component (GO): nucleus
Source: RefSeq, a predicted model, not a curated record